AUGGCCACGACCUUCUCGACGGCGACUGCGAUCCCGCAACACGCACCCUACCAGCACCACGCCUACCGCAAGAGCACCCACUCGCAGUACUCGCCCACCCACUCCGGCGUCAACACGCCCGCCAACGUCUCGCCCACGUCGCCGCGCACCACACACCUGCCCCUCGCCCGCCACCAGGGCAUCUACCAGCCGCGCACCGCCAUCGGCAUCCCCGCGGCGCUGCGCAAGACGGAGAAGCCCAGCAGCAAGUCGCCGCCCAAGGUCGACUCGGGCGUGUCGUCCCCGAACCAGGGCUGGUCGGCUGGCACGUACGGGUGGGUCGCCAACGAGGGCAGCGCGACGCCCGUCUCGCAGAUUGGCAAUGAAGACAUGCAGAGCCUCUACAACGCCGAACCACUGUCGCCCGUCGCGGGGCCAAUCACACGCAACCACUGGCAGGCCGACGGUUCCACAUCGGUGUGUUCGGCAUCCAGCUGCCAGGAGCCCUUUGGCUUCUUCCAGCGGCGCCACCACUGCCGCAAGUGCGGCGGCAUCUUCUGCUGGCAGCACUCGCGCAACAACGUGCGUCUCGACGAGCUCGCGCGCUUCCACCCAGAAGGCCACUGGCACCGUGCCUGCGACCGCUGCCACAGCUCCUUCCGCGAGUGGGAGCACCUCCGCUCCAGCCGCACCAACAGCGAGAGCUCCGACAGCAGCAAUAGCAGCCCCGCUCCCGCAAAAUCCAUCGAGACCCCUGUCCCGGCUAAGCGUCCUGAGAAUACGCGCGUAGGCAGCCUCGCACAGAGCUUCCAGGGAACAUGGAACUGGAGCACUUUCUAA
Alternaria ethzedia is the source of this 819-nucleotide messenger RNA. RefSeq lists its product as uncharacterized. Bases 1 to 819 code for a protein of 272 amino acids. Gene Ontology annotation, biological process: protein transport to vacuole involved in ubiquitin-dependent protein catabolic process via the multivesicular body sorting pathway; protein targeting to vacuole. Gene Ontology annotation, cellular component: ESCRT-0 complex. NCBI's taxonomy places the organism in Eukaryota, Fungi, Ascomycota, Dothideomycetes, Pleosporales, Pleosporaceae. Gene Ontology annotation, molecular function: metal ion binding; phosphatidylinositol-3-phosphate binding; ubiquitin binding. The transcript is spliced from 2 exons. The record is from RefSeq and is a predicted model, not a curated record.